AUGGACUCGUACUCCUCAAAAUCAUAUAGCCCGUCUCAUUUAUCCGAUACAUUCCUGGGUGAAUCAUCAAAAGGGUAUUCUAGACUCUCACAUAUAUACAGCCUCUUUAACUUCAAGUUGAUAGCUCUAUGUAUCGUGUGGUAUCUAACCUCCGUACUGUCCUCAGCUUCUACAAAACUCAUCCUCAGAGAUUUCAAAUACCCUGUAUCAUUGACUGAAAUCCAGUUUGUUAUUAACGCUUUCCUGUGUUUACUGCUGUUGCUCUCCAUUAGAUUCACAAAGACACUCCUACAUCAUGAUAUCCACAGAUCCUUCCCUAAUGGCACUUUCCCGCCUUCUUUGAUCACUCCAAAUUAUUCAAUCACUAAGAAUUUCUUGACCCCUACUUUCUUGGUACUGAAAACUACAGUACCCAUGGGGAUGUUCCAAUUCUUAGGACAAAUAGCUUCUCAUAAUUCAACUUCAAUUAUCCCAGUCUCCUUGGUCCACACCAUAAAGGCAUUGUCCCCCCUGACAACGGUCUUGAUCUAUAGAUUUCUUUUUGGGAAACAUUUCCCUUUAAGAACUUAUAUCACAUUGUUACCUCUAAUGUUGGGUGUUAUGUUGUCUUGUACUAGAAAUGAUAAACUGCAAUUGUCAAAUGAUUUGUUUUGGAGAGGUUCUCUAUUUGCAUUUUUAUCGAUGUUGAUCUUUGUAUCCCAGAAUAUCUUUGCCAAAAAAAUCUUAACCUGGGAUUCAAAUGAUGAUAAAAAAAACCAUACAUUAAAUGAUAAUGCUUGCGACUAUUUUUCAAGUAAAGAUCAACAAGAAGAAAGAGAUGAUGAUCGACGUGCAAAGGCAUUUCUCGAUAGGUUCAACUGGAAAAUUACCCGCUCAGAAUCUGCCGCUUCAACACCCAUCUUACCAAUCUCAAUAGCUUCAAAUUCACCACCUAGCUUUAAUUAUAAACAGAAUUCGCCCUUUUCUCUCUCAAACCCAUCUUUGACUGACCUAGUACUUCAAAAUGAAAAAUACCACGUAGACAACCAGGAAAAUAAAAAAUUGGAUAAACUCUCCGUCUUGUUCUAUUGCUCCAUCGUUGGAUUUGUUUUGACCCUCCCAUUCUACUUGGUUUCAGAAUUCAACAAUCCGAUAAUAUCUUUGUAUGAAAUUACCCCCAAUGUCUUGCACAACAUCCUUUUAUACGGAGUUUCCCAUUUUAUCCAGUCUCUGACAGCAUUCCAGAUCUUGGGAAUGGUGUCUCCCGUCAACUACUCAAUUGCAAAUAUCCUCAAGAGGAUCAUCAUUAUUUGCUGCAGUAUCAUAAUUGAGGGUGUCGAAUUGGGCCUGAUGCAAAGGUUGGGGCUAAUUUUAACUUUUAUUGGUUUGUACUGCUACGAUAAAUGGGGGGUCCAAAGAAAUCGGUGA
Messenger RNA from Pichia kudriavzevii, 1407 nucleotides. RefSeq lists its product as uncharacterized. The transcript has a single exon. NCBI's taxonomy places the organism in Eukaryota, Fungi, Ascomycota, Pichiomycetes, Pichiales, Pichiaceae. Gene Ontology annotation, molecular function: antiporter activity; phosphoenolpyruvate transmembrane transporter activity. Gene Ontology annotation, cellular component: endoplasmic reticulum; Golgi apparatus. Gene Ontology annotation, biological process: phosphoenolpyruvate transmembrane import into Golgi lumen. The record is from RefSeq and is a predicted model, not a curated record. Bases 1 to 1407 code for a protein of 468 amino acids.